Messenger RNA from Lipotes vexillifer (Yangtze River dolphin), 1088 nucleotides. RefSeq names its product ankyrin repeat domain 54 (gene ANKRD54). Bases 102 to 1001 code for a protein of 299 amino acids. Gene Ontology annotation, biological process: regulation of intracellular signal transduction; regulation of protein kinase activity. Gene Ontology annotation, molecular function: protein binding; protein kinase regulator activity. Lineage: Eukaryota; Metazoa; Chordata; Mammalia; Artiodactyla; Lipotidae. The transcript has 8 exons. Gene Ontology annotation, cellular component: nucleus; cytoplasm. The record is from RefSeq and is a predicted model, not a curated record.
CUGCUUGUCCUCUGACAGCGAGCCUUAGGGCGGAGGGAAGCGGGUCGGUAGGUCCCUCAAGCACGAGGCUCCCGCGGCCAGGCCAGCACGGAGCCGUUGCCAUGGCAGCCGCCGCCGGGGGCGCGGACGAAGAGUCGCGCUCUGGCCGCUCGAGCUCGGAUGGCGAGUGCGCGGUGGCGCCAGAGCCGCUGACGGGCCCCGAGGGCCUCUUCUCCUUCGCCGACUUCGGGUCUGCGCUGGGCGGCGGCGUGGGGCUCCCGGGCCGGGCGGCCGGCGGGGCCCAGUCCCCGCUACGCUACCUUCACGUCCUGUGGCAGCAGGAGGCGGAGCCCCGCGAUGAGCUGCUCUGUAAGAUCCCCUCCGGACGGCUGAGGCGCGCCGCCAGGCCCCACCGCCGGCUCGGGCCCACGGGCAAGGAGGUGCACGCUCUGAAGAGGCUGAGGGACUCAGCCAAUGCCAACGAUGUGGAGACAGUGCAGCAGCUGCUGGAAGAUGGCGCGGAUCCCUGUGCAGCUGACGACAAGGGCCGCACAGCCCUACACUUUGCCUCCUGCAACGGCAAUGACCAGAUUGUGCAGCUGCUUCUGGACCAUGGAGCCGACCCCAAUCAGCGAGAUGGGCUGGGGAACACACCACUGCACCUGGCGGCCUGCACCAACCACGUCCCUGUCAUCACCACACUGCUGCGAGGAGGGGCCCGGGUAGAUGCCCUGGACCGAGCGGGCCGCACGCCCCUGCACCUGGCCAAGUCGAAGCUCAACAUCCUGCAGGAAGGCCACUCCCAGUGCCUGGAGGCCGUGCGGCUGGAGGUAAAGCAGAUCAUCCAGAUGCUGAGGGAGUACCUGGAGCGCCUGGGGCGGCACGAGCAGCGGGAGCGGCUGGAUGACCUCUGCACCCGCCUCCAGAUGACAAGCACCAAAGAGCAGGUGGAUGAAGUGACCGACCUGCUGGCCAGCUUCACCUCCCUCAGCUUGCAGAUGCAGAACACGGAGAAGAGGUAGCAGAGAGGCUCCCUGCCGCCCCGCUCCGCCGCUCUCGCCCGCCCCACUGCCCUCUCAUUACAAAGGAAAAGCCCAGUGCCUGGGACU